AUGUCAAGACACCAAGAUGAUCUUGACCUCCUUCUCUCUCUUCAAGACAGGGUUUUGGAGACUCCUCCUGCUUCUCCUUCACCAGGGUACCUGUCUGAUGAUGGAUCUCCAAGGCAAAGAGGUCAAGUGGACAUGUCUGCUUUUAGAAAUGUUGUGCAAGACUGUCUUGAUUAUGAGCCAAAACCAGUUGAGAAAUCUGGGAAGUUGAACCAAUCAAAGAACUUAAACAAUCCCGAGGUUGAGAAGUUUUCCGGGCUACGAAUUAGGAGCCAAGUGGUCACCCCUGCAGAGCUUAGUGAGCGCUUUUCAGAUAUCCGAUUUGUUCGAUUAUCAACUAUAAAGAAUUUGUUGGCUGGAGACACUCUUUCAGGUUGUUGGGCAACUGUUGGAGUGUUGACUGAGAAGGGCUAUCCAAAGACUAGUUCUAUCGGGAAGAACUAUUCUAUAUGGAAAAUUGGGUGCUUAGAUGAGAAUACCAUAUCUGUAUUUUUGUUUGGUGAUGCUUAUCAGCAGAACUUGAAAGAGCAGGCUGGAACAGUUUUUGCACUGUUUUAUUGUACUGUACGCAGAGACACCAAGGGACCAGGUUUUUCUUUGACUGUGACCUCUCCAAGUCAAAUCCUUAAGAUGGGUACUUCAGUGGACUAUGGGGUUUGCAAGGGGAAAAGGAAAGAUGGAAUGGCGUGUACAGUUGUCAUAAAUAAACGUAAAGGAAUAUAUUGCAAAUAUCAUAAAGUGAAAACAUCAGAUAAAUUUUCCACAAUGCGAACUGAAUUGAAGGGAGGGAACUUAAGAACAGCAUUUAGGGAUCCUUACAAGCCGGAAGGCAUUUACAUGGUUGACCCUCUAGCUGACAGAUCAAAUUUAACUAAGUCCAAGAAGCCAGUGAAGUUGCUGUCAGUUGAAGCACUCAGAAAUGCUUUAAGCAAUGCAGGUAAAGUGACAACAAAUAUACAUUCACAAGGAAUAAGAUUUCUUAAUGAAGUCGCAGCUGCAGGGGAAAUGGGCUCAAAAAGUGCAAGGGCCGAAACUAUAAUGCCAGGUCAACAAAAAACUAGCUUAGACAAGAGGAAAUCAUCUACUGCAAAACCGAAUCCAUCUGUUGUAAAGCAACAAGCAGAUACCAAAAGAAAGAAAACUGAUGUGGGCCAAGCAUUGAUGGACAAAACUAAGCAGGGAACAGGAAAGAUGAUUGAAUUAAACUAUUUUAGUUCAGACGAAGAAAUUUGAGUAUUCCUGUUAAUCCUCACCACCUUGCUGCACCAGUUCUAUUUUAGGGAAGUUAAAUCACAACUUAGUAAGUUGUCUUUUAUGGUUUAAAACCGUGCCUAAUUGUUGAGGAAUUAUCUACUAGUGAUUAUUCUCUUGGUCAAAGUUUUGAGGACCCCAGAUGAUGCAGUUCAGGAUUGAAGGUGUAAGUUCUGAUGUCUAAUUAUGGUAAUUAAUUCUGCAGAGAAGAGCUUGUAGUGAUAAGCACAGACUAGUUGAGCAAGUUGAAGUCCAGAGCUGUUUGAUUGGAAGAUUAUCCUGAUUGUCAUUCUUUAUGAUUUAAGGAAACAUUGGACGCUGUAUAUUUCUUUAAGAUUUAUUUAACCCCCUCAAACAAUUUGAUUGUCCAGCCCAAGAAUUUUUUUU
This is a messenger RNA of Pistacia vera, 1635 nucleotides long. RefSeq names its product protein MCM10 homolog. Gene Ontology annotation, cellular component: replication fork protection complex; nucleus. Bases 1 to 1230 code for a protein of 409 amino acids. Lineage: Eukaryota; Viridiplantae; Streptophyta; Magnoliopsida; Sapindales; Anacardiaceae. Gene Ontology annotation, biological process: DNA replication initiation; DNA replication. Gene Ontology annotation, molecular function: DNA replication origin binding; single-stranded DNA binding. The record is from RefSeq and is a predicted model, not a curated record. The transcript is spliced from 11 exons.